Molecule: messenger RNA, 876 nt
Organism: Ahaetulla prasina
Lineage: Eukaryota; Metazoa; Chordata; Lepidosauria; Squamata; Colubridae
Product: olfactory receptor 6X1-like
Exons: 2
Coding region: 1-876 (291 amino acids)
Biological process (GO): G protein-coupled receptor signaling pathway
Cellular component (GO): membrane
Molecular function (GO): G protein-coupled receptor activity; olfactory receptor activity
Source: RefSeq, a predicted model, not a curated record
AUGGAUAGGGUGAUUCAUGUCAGCGUCUUUCUCCUCUACCUCCUGUGUCUGAUGGGCAAUGGGCUCAUCAUUACGAUGGUAACCAGGGAUUGCCAUCUCCAAAAGCCCAUGUAUUUCUUCCUUAGCAACCUUUCUUUCAAGGAUAUUGGGCACACCACAACUUUUAUGCCCAAGCUGCUGUUCAAUUAUGCCUCGUCUAACAAUUCCAUCUGUUUCUAUUGCUGUUUACUGCAAUUAUUCUUCUAUUUCCUGUUUGGAGUCACCGAAUUUUUCAUCAUCACUUUGAUAUCAUUGGAUAGAUACUUAGCCAUUUGCCAUCCUUUGAGACACUCCGCUAUCAUGACUUCGGGGGUCUGCCUUAAGCUGUCAAUAUCAGCCUGGUUUGGCGGAUUCUUCUCCAUAAUUUUCCAGGUAGUGAUGAUUGCAAACUUGCCCUACUGCACUUCCAACAUUAUCAAUCAUUUCUAUUGUGAUGUUGGACCCGUGUUGAAGAUUGCAGGAGGGGAUUCCCGCCUUAUUGAAGUCCUUGGCUUCCUCCUUGUUGUGGUUUUGAUUAUGUCCUCCCUGUUUUUCACCCGAAAGUCUUACCUCUUCAUCCUCUGCACCAUUCUUCGAAUGCCUUCAACCUCCAGACAGCAGAAGGCCUUUUCCACGUGUGCUUCCCAUCUGGUUGUGGUCAGCAUUCUGUAUGGGUCAGUCUUUUUUGUCUACUUAAGACCUACUGUCAAAAACUCUUCCUUCGAUACGAUGAAGUCUGUCUCGAUAUUGUACACUAUAAUCACCCCCGUAUUCAAUCCUUUCAUCUACACUAUCAGGAACAACGAAGUGAAGGAUUCUGUACGCCGAAUGCUAGGAAGAAAAAUUCCAGAUCCCUGA